Molecule: messenger RNA, 2743 nt
Organism: Amoebophrya sp. A25
Lineage: Eukaryota; Dinophyceae; Syndiniales; Amoebophryaceae
Source: the annotation of a GenBank genome assembly
CUUUGGCCUUGAUGGACAAAGGUACGCCCAGCAAGUCUGACAAACAAAUAAUAAUGUCUUACUACAGCAUCAACCUACGUUUACGUUAUUUGAAGCGUUAAUUGAAUUAAAUAGUAGGAGAAGCAGAAGUACAGCAAGAAGGAAAAUCAAAACUAUGGCAGCUGCGUCGACGUUCUGGCCUGCACGCGGAGCGGUGUCGUCCUCUGUGCCGACUUACUCCAGAUUGCGAGUGCCAAAAACGGUUGAGAAAUUGGGCGAAAGGGUAGCGCGAUGUCUCCGAAGUGUCCAUAAGCUGGACCACGCUUUGCGCUACAGAUCGCCUAUUUCCAGUGCAAUCGUAGGUGUGGAUCCACGAGGGCCGGCGCAAGCGUACUUGCGAGGCGCAGAACAGGCAGCUCUAAUCGCCGGGCUCGAGACUGCUGACAAGCCGAGGAAAAAAUAUGAGCAGCUGGCUAUUGCUCACCUGCUCUCGGCAUUGCAGAGCGCAACAAGUGGAGGUCUUCAGUCAGAAGAAUCCAUGAAGACGUCCUCUACACAAGUUGGCGCGAGAAGUCUCCUCAUAACCGGGACACGAACUUCUCUAGAACCCAAGAAAUCCGCGAUCGAUGUGACAGUCACCCGCCUGUUUAACACGUGUCUGUACCUACUGUCGCAGCCAAACAGCACUGCGUAUCAAGAAGUUGCGGCAUCUGUGCUCUUAGAAAUAGCAAGGUCUGGCAAAUGCCGGAUCGAUUUUGCAACGAAAUCCGAGUGGGAAUUGAGGGCAUCUCAGGACGCCUAUAGCAUGGCUCUGGACCUCUUGAAAUCUACCGGAAACAUGACGCUGGCAGAGCAGGUGUUUCGCGAGGCAACGUACAGACUUGAUGGCUCCUUGUGCAGUCAGGAGGAGACCCAAGAUGAAGAGCCAGCGCACGUUGUGCCAGCGAGACGUAUAGAAGAUACGACAGGGGCUACCGAAUACGAUGCCGACGGGGUACCAGUUAACGCAUCGGCAGUGGAUUGUGCGGCAGGGACCGGGCCGAAGAAAACAUUGGUGAUGCACGACAGGAGCCAGCGAGUAGUCGCGAUUCGCGACGACACGGGAUAUUAUGUGAACUGGACGAAUAUUCAUCACACGCCGGCCAUCAGUGUGGGGCCACCAGGCUACUUAUGAUUGGUGCGAACGACUAAAUCUAAAACUGGCACGUCUAGCCACUUUCUAGAAGGAGUUGUAGGUAUAUUCAGCCUUUAGAUUAUAUAACCAAGCCACGUGAACGUUUACCAAAAGUAGCCAGAGAGCAGGCCAAUUAUUGCCAUUGCUUACUUUUGAUCGAUUACAAAUACACUUACACGGGGCGGCUUCAUCCCCCACCGGCCAGCUCGUGCUUCAUUUCUGUUGGAGGAAAAGCCAUUCUGGGAUGAUGACCCGAGACUUGAGAAGCAGCUCGCGGUGAUGCGCAUGCUGCAGCCUUUCAUCAAACAGGAGCUCGAGCAUUUCCUACAGACGCGCGCGCUGGGUGCAGGUUGGGCCAUGGACGUACCAAUAAAACAACAUGAAAUCACGACUGACCUUGCAACGCAGAGGAGAUCUACAAUUAUGACACCAGUCCAGGACUGAUGCAUAUUCAUAUUCAUAUUGUUCAUUUACAUUUACUGUCCUUCAGCACAACUUGAAUAGUGCUCAUCUACUAGCAUUGUCCAACCGCGUACUAUUGAAUGCUUGCUUCUCAAUACAUCACGAGUUAUUUGUGUUUUGUGCAACGUCACGCGGAGUCGGUUGGGGUCGCUCGUAGGAAAGGCUAAUUAAAGCUACUAUCUGAAGCGUGCCCGUCUAACCCGCGUGGACUUGUUUCGAGCGGACAGGUGGAGAAGAUUUCGAUUAUGGACCAAAAGUAUCUCCGGCCUGCAAUCUUAAAAGCUAUUCCAGCUUGUUCUGAGUUGCUCCGACAGAUGGAUCCUUUUCAUUUGAAAUUGCCCUUUUCUCACGGGAAUAGUGAGGAAGCAGCGCUGGUAAAGCUUGCACCGGGAACGCGCUUUCCCCGGUGGCAAUCGCAAGGGUCCAAUCUCACGGUGACAAUGGCCGUUGGAAUCAAGAGCGACAUUGCAGAACCAAUCUAUCUAGAACUAGGCGGACAUUCAGCCGAAAAGCGACGGCAUUUGGACGAAGGAAAAACCGUAGCCUUUGCUGCAGGCUGGGAUCACAGAUUUGGCACACCAGAAGUAAGCCAGGAGGACAUCAGCUUUGGUAGUAGCAAUACCACAACUUCUUCCGGCUCCGGCAUCACUACAACAUCAACCACGACCAACAUGACAGUGGCUCCCGAAAACGACAGUGACGUGGACCCGCUGUGCUCCGAACCCGGGAAUUGGAUGCUUUUUGUUAGUGUUCUGCAUCCGCAGCUCGUCGAAGAGCAGCAUCUCUUCGCUUCCAUGGGUAGGAGAACAGAGUGGGAGUUUUUCUCCAGUCGGACUGCAUACGCAUUUGCCAAGUUGAAAGCAGAACACGAAUACAAGCGAGACCAUCCGGAUGCGGCACCGCUGGAGGAACGGCAUAAAAACGCAGGCGGUUUCUCGCGAAAACACAUUCCCACACGCUUUAACAUUCACAAGAAAGAAGGAGAACCCUGGUGAAUAACCAGAGGACUUUACCAAAUCCAUCUGAACAAACCAUAUGCAGCAUGCAAAGGUGCAAAUAUACAUAGUCCUGUGAAGAUCAUGGGACUGGUUUUUUCUUUCAUGAAAAAGAUCAACCACAUUCACUCAU